AUGGAGUCAGACAACCCAAAGCAUAUCUCUUCCAAGUCCGGCCAUGAGGGCUCCUAUGACCCCGAGGUCGAUAUGGCCAAGGGCCAGCUCGCCAUCACGGGCGUGCCUGACGUGCAUAUGAAGCGGAACUUCAGCAUUCUCAGUAUUAUCGCCAUGGGAUACAACAACACCAACAGUUGGGUGGCAAUUGCCGCAAGCUUUGCCAUUGCCAUUCAGUCUGGUGGCUCGGUUUCGCUCCUGUACGGCAUCCUGGUUGUGUUCUUCGCUAUGCUCUGCACCGGCAUCACCUUGGCAGAGCUGGCGAGCGUCUACCCUACUGCAGGUGGGCAAUAUCAUUUCACAUCGAUUCUCGCCUCAAAGCGAUGGAGUAAAGUGCUUUCGUACUCCAGUGGCAUUGCCGCCCUGUUUGCAUGGAUAACGCUCGGGGCCUCCAUCGCGUUGUCGACGACCAAUGUGCUCAUGGCCAUAGUCAUUCGAUGGCAGCCUGCGUAUGAAACCAAAAGCUGGCACUAUUUCCUAGUGUAUCAAUUGCUCAAUGCGAUCAUGGUCGCGUACAACAUAUUCCUCACUAACAAAACCCUUUGGAUCUACAAUCUGGGCUUUCUUCUAUCUAUCUCAACCUUCCUUGUCAUCACUAUUACCUGCCCAUCUCGCUCAGCUGCACACGUCAGCUCAUCUCAUACCUGGGGGGCAUUUGUAAACGGCUCCGGCGGCUGGCCCGACGGAAUCUCGUUCUUGACUGGCCUCUCCACGCCGCAAUUCAUGUAUUCAGGCCUCGACGCCACGCUCCACCUUGCCGAAGAAUGCCUCGAUCCAGAGCGCAUCGUACCCAAAGCAGUCAUAGUGACCGUGAUUGUCGGGCUUCUGACAGCCUUCCCCUUUGCCAUCGCAAUUCUCUACAGCUACAAAAAUAUCCAAGCCUCUCUCGACAGUCCCACAGGAUUCCCGAUUUUCUUCGUCUGGGAAAAAGCCACCCACUCGCCCGUAGCCGCCACAAUCUUCAUGGCCGCUCUAUUCGUCGUCUCACUGGUAGCCCUGAACGCCGUGCACCAAACAGCAUCCCGCCUCACCUGGUCGUUCGCGCGCGACGAAGCCCUCUUCUUCUCGCGCCACCUAGCCACAAUCCACUCCUCCCUCGGCGUACCCGUCUACUCACUCCUCCUCGACGGCCUGGCCGUCCUCCUCGUAGGCAUCGUCUACGUCUGUUCCACAACCGCAUUCAACGCCUUCAUAAGCACAACAGUAGUUGUUGCACAAAUCUCCUACGCCAUCCCCGCCACGCUCCUCCUCCUGCGACGCCGAAGCCCCCACUACCUCCCUCCGGACCGAAUCUUCAAAGUGCCAAAGGUGGUGGGCUACGUGUCCAAUGUCGUGUGCGUCCUGUGGGCCAUCGUCAUCACGAUCUUCUUUACCUUCCCGACGGAGUUCCCCGUCACGGGGGGGAAUAUGAAUUACGCUUCCGUGGUGCUGGUCAUUAUGCUGCUCCUGGGUGUGGGGAACUGGUAUGUCUAUGCUAGACGACAUUUUCAUGGUCCGAGGUUGGAGGCGUGA
This is a messenger RNA of Aspergillus homomorphus CBS 101889, 1551 nucleotides long. Its product is annotated as putative choline transport protein. The record is from RefSeq and is a predicted model, not a curated record. Gene Ontology annotation, biological process: transmembrane transport. Bases 1 to 1551 code for a protein of 516 amino acids. Gene Ontology annotation, cellular component: membrane. The transcript is spliced from 5 exons. NCBI's taxonomy places the organism in Eukaryota, Fungi, Ascomycota, Eurotiomycetes, Eurotiales, Aspergillaceae. Gene Ontology annotation, molecular function: transmembrane transporter activity.